This is a messenger RNA of Peronospora matthiolae, 375 nucleotides long. The record is from the annotation of a GenBank genome assembly. Lineage: Eukaryota; Oomycota; Peronosporomycetes; Peronosporales; Peronosporaceae.
AUGGUGCACAUUCUCAACGGAGAGAUCGUGCCAGAUGACGACCCACGGGUGCGUGCGCAGCAGAAGCAGCCACACAGACCAAGUCAAGAGCCGCUCUCGAGCCGCUUUGGUUCAGUGCCCAAUGCAACCGACGCACCAUUUAGAGCUCCCGUGACUCCUGUGGCCGCCCGCCCGUCGCCCUUGCAAGGGUUGGCACGGCAAGUGGGACUCGAAGGCUCCGUGACCAUUCCAGCCAUGAUGGGGAUGCCAGCCAGACCUCUGCAGAAGACCCACUUGGUGGUGGCCGCGCUGCUGGCGGCGGUUUUCGGCUGGCGGGCGCUCGUGUUCCUGGUGUUCGCCUACUUCCUGUCGACGCAGCCGAGACGUCGGACUUGA